AUGUUCACUUCUGAUUGGAAUUUUCCCUAUAACUACAACUCCCAGCAUGCAUUGUUCGUGAAGUGUUAUACUUCCGGUAGCUGCAAUUCCGCUUUUAUCAGCUGGCUGGACGGAAGUGCUGUGGAUGAAUGCCUCUUGAGGUGAAUGAUGCCCUUGGAGGUGGCCUGGCCUUUCCCACAAUGCCCCCGUCUGGGCUGGAGGAUAUCCAGUCGUCUGAUCAUGGGGAUGGUGGGAUCAUACAGUUACCUUUGGACCAAGCAUUUUAACUCUGUAAUAGUGCACAAUCGGGAUGUUUUGCUCAAUUUGGUGGAUGAGCGUCCCCGGGACACGCCUCUUAUCACCUUAUCUAAUCAUCAGUCCUGUAUGGACGAUCCACACAUUUGGGGAGUCCUGAAGCUUCGGCAGCUCUGGACCUUUAACAGAAUGAGAUGGGCUCCUGCUGCAUCUGAUAUCUGUUUUACAAAUAAGUUUUAUUCCAGCUUCUUCAGCAGAGGAAAAUGUGUGCCUGUUGUUAGAGGAGAUGGUGUAUAUCAGAAAGGAAUGGAUUUUCUCCUGGACAGACUGAAUUGUGGGGAUUGGGUGCACAUCUUUCCAGAGGGUAAAGUAAACAUGACUGGAGAGUUCAUAAGGCUGAAGUGGGGAAUUGGACGUUUGAUUGCAGACUGCUCUCUUCACCCAAUCAUUUUACCUAUGUGGCAUAUAGGAAUGGAAGAUGUCCUGCCAAAUACAACUCCAUACAUCCCUCGAGUUGGACAGAAAGUAACCGUCCUAGUUGGAAAACCGUUUACAGUCAAAAACCUGGUAAAUGGAUUGAAAGCGGAAAACUCGAGUCCGAUGGAAAUGCGCAAAGCGGUGACAGACUUCAUUCAAGAGGAACUCUGCAGUUUGAAAGACCAAGCUGAGGCUCUCCAUCAGAAAAUAAAGAGCUACACGUGAAGAUCUGUGAAUAAAGACAUAUCAGAGAAAUGAAGGAAACCUGAUGAUUUCAACAUGAACAGAAGACUUGAGCAGAAGGAAAACAGAAAUCUGUUGUUAUUAUAAAUGAUCAUUGAAGAGGGAUUAUCUUCUGGCUAUCAUGUCUAAGAGGAAGUGGAUGAGAAUGAAUGAUUUAUAUGAUAAAAUGUCAAUUUUGACUAGAAAUGCCUUACAGACUGUGAAGCACAAUAUGUUGUGUUUUCAUGAUGCACUAUCAAAUGAUUUUUGCAUUUGCAGUUAGGAUGAUAACAGUUUUAUUAGUAAAAUACUUUUUUGUCAUCACUGAUAUAAGAGAGUCAAAUGCAUAAAUGUAAAUUUAGGAGAUGUUUGCAGAAGUAAAUUUCAUUGAUUUGCUGAUUUUUUAUGCUGUGACCUGAUGAAACCUCUCCCUCAACAAAUGUGCUGCAGCGUGGAUGUUACAGAAGACAUUGUUUAUGAUUUAAUAUGUGAGAAGUAUGAAAGUUUCUUACUUAAACCCAUUAUUUUACUUCAGAAGACAUUUAUUAACCCACUGGAGUCAUGUGCUUCUUUAAUGGGUGCAUGUUCUUUUUAAGCUUCUGAAACUGUUCAAUAUUUAAUCAGGAAUGGGAUAAUUGUCCUUUAUAAUGUCUGAUUAAAUGAUGAAAUGCAGCUACAUUCUCUUAUCUUAAUAAAUGGUACAUAAUG
Paramisgurnus dabryanus is the source of this 1641-nucleotide messenger RNA. It is a transcript of the gene tafazzin, whose product is annotated as tafazzin, phospholipid-lysophospholipid transacylase. Gene Ontology annotation, biological process: inner mitochondrial membrane organization; cardiolipin acyl-chain remodeling. Lineage: Eukaryota; Metazoa; Chordata; Actinopteri; Cypriniformes; Cobitidae. The record is from RefSeq and is a predicted model, not a curated record. Gene Ontology annotation, molecular function: 1-acylglycerophosphocholine O-acyltransferase activity. Gene Ontology annotation, cellular component: mitochondrial membrane.